CAGCCGAGCUGAGGGUGGCUGAGGGUGGAGUGUGCUGGGGCUGCCCGGGUUGGCAGUGGCAUUGCCCAUCAACGAGGCAAUGGCGGAGAGGCAUCCUGGAUGGAGCCGGGGACCUCGGCUGGGAGUCCACCAGACACGUGCGGGAGGACAGGACUAACAGGAGUUAAAGUUCCUCGUAAUUUUCGCUUGUUGGAAGAACUUGAAGAAGGACAAAAAGGAGUAGGUGAUGGUACGGUUAGCUGGGGCCUUGAAGAUGAUGAAGACAUGACACUUACAAGGUGGACAGGCAUGAUUAUUGGGCCACCAAGGACAAACUAUGAGAACAGAAUAUACAGCCUGAAAGUAGAAUGCGGAUCUAAAUACCCAGAAGCACCUCCAUCCGUUAGAUUUGUAACAAAGAUUAAUAUGAAUGGGAUCAAUAAUUCCAGUGGAAUGGUGGAUGCACGGAGCAUACCAGUAUUAGCAAAAUGGCAAAAUUCCUAUAGCAUUAAAGUUGUACUUCAAGAGCUAAGACGUCUUAUGAUGUCCAAAGAAAAUAUGAAGCUUCCACAGCCACCAGAAGGACAGACAUACAACAACUAAUUUUAGUGGAUCUCAAACUUGUCUUAAAUCAACAACCUUCUACUCAUGUUAAUGUCUUGAUUAAAUAUCACCAUGCAAAAUACCCACACAUUAAGUAAAAGAAUUGCAGCUGGUAAACAUGACCUGGACAGUUGUAAGAAUAUAUUUAAUAUAUGUACACCUAUUAUGUUUUCAGGUAACAAGAGAAGUGCAGCACAAUUUUACUUUCUCUUCUUAAAAGCACUGUCAUUUAAACAUGAAUCUGAAGCAUUCAAAAUGGAAUUCAGGUUAUCAAGACAGAAGCAUGGCAAAAGAGUGUCAGAUGGCCACGGGAACCUUUGUUUUUCUGAAAGUAAAGUCUCAAGAAGGAAGAACAGAACUGGCAGGCUUUAUCCACCAUAUUUAGAGCUGCAGAUGGAAUUGUUUAAAGUAGCAGACAUAAUGACUAGUCACCAAUUGUGUUAAUCCUUGAAGCGGUGUGGGUGCUGACUACUGUUAGUGUCAAACAUAGGUGCAGGAUGGUUUUGAUACCUGUAUUUAUAAUAAAAAGAUGUUUGGGGUUUUGAAUUUCUGUUAAAAGCUGUUCUCGUUUGUUACAUGUAACAGACAUGAUAAGUUGUUUACAGUCUUUGUUUAAUAAAACAUGCUUAGAAGUUUUAAGUGAAGACAACAAAAAGGAAAUAGGUGUUGGAUAUGUGAUUUUGAGAUGAAAGUUAGUCUUAAAAUGUAAAUAAAAUAUGGAAUGUGUCUUCAAA
Molecule: messenger RNA, 1316 nt
Organism: Rattus rattus (black rat)
Lineage: Eukaryota; Metazoa; Chordata; Mammalia; Rodentia; Muridae
Gene: Ube2v2
Product: ubiquitin conjugating enzyme E2 V2
Exons: 4
Coding region: 100-582 (160 amino acids)
Biological process (GO): protein K63-linked ubiquitination; DNA damage tolerance
Cellular component (GO): nucleus
Source: RefSeq, a predicted model, not a curated record